CCUCCGCCGCCUCAGCGCUGCCGGAGCCGGCGGCGCUCGGAGCGACCCGCGGCUGCCUCCGCUCUGCCCUGCCCUGCCCCGAGGAACAGCUGAGUAACGCCUUAUCCUCCCUGUCUUUGCAGGGGAGGUGUUCCAGUCCCUUUAUCAAGUUCUUGGCCUCCUCUGGACUUGCUCCAGCAGUUCCCUGUCCUUGCAGUGUUUGGGACACAGGAGCUGCACAGAGCUCCAGGAGAGGAAAAACCUGACAUUCCUGAAAAUGGCAGCUGAGACAUCUACAGAAGUUGCAAAAACAGCUAAACAAUUCAUCCUUAAGGAAGAGGUAAUUGUAGAAAGACAAUGGUUGAAGCUUGCAGAAACAACUUACACUGAUCCCUUUGGGAAAACCAGAACCUGGGAAACUGUAAAGCGUACUGGCAACAAAAAGGGAGUUACAGCUGAUGGUGUAGCAGUGAUAGCAGUGCUGCAGAGAACCCUGCACUACGACUGCAUUGUCCUGGUGAAACAGUUCAGGCCCCCAAUCAAUGGCUACUGCUUGGAAUUUCCUGCAGGCCUCAUUGAGGAAAACGAGUCAGCAGAAACUGCUGCGCUUCGAGAGCUGAAGGAAGAAACUGGGUACAAGGGGGAAGUCAUUGAAUGUACUCCAGCUCUGUGCUUGGAUCCAGGAAUGUCAAACAGCACAACACACAUUGUGAGCGUCAUCAUUAAUGGAGAUGAGGCUGAGAACACAAGACCUAAGCAAAACCUGGAUGAUGGAGAAUUUGUGGAAGUUGUUUCACUUCCAAAGAAUGACCUGCUGCAAAGGAUUGAUGAACUAGUAGCAGAGGAACAUCUGGCAGUAGAUGCCAGGGUUUACACUUACGCGUUGGCUCUAAAGCGCGCAGCAGAAAAACCGCUCCAAGUUCCUUUUAUGAAGUUCUAGAACUGGACAAUGAGAAAUUUAAUUCAAAACUGCCCAAGUUGGAUGGCUUAGAAGUACAACUCUUCUGGUAAUCAAGAUCUUUUGCUUUACUUGUAGAGCAAAAAAAAAGUGUUUUCAGUAACGAUUCUGGUAUUUUUAUUUUGAAUUGUGUAACUGACAGAAAGUAUUUCCUCUAACUGCUCUGUAAAGCCUUGACAGAAUAUCCAUAAUAAAAAUACUGUUUAAUUUUCA
Molecule: messenger RNA, 1150 nt
Organism: Taeniopygia guttata (zebra finch)
Lineage: Eukaryota; Metazoa; Chordata; Aves; Passeriformes; Estrildidae
Source: RefSeq, a predicted model, not a curated record